AUGCCAAGGCACUCUGCGGCUUCCCCUAUUUAUACGGCACUCGCUCGCCUCGCCAAUUUCAACAGCGGCCGCCGCGUCCUCCUCGCCUCCAGAAAGACGAGCUCCAGCUCUGCUAGAAGUAGCGCCAAGACCAGACCUUUUCUGUGCCUCGCCGUGUUGCUCCUGCUGAUUCUUGUUGUGACCGCCGUCUUCUUGUUCCCACCAGCCAUCAUGUCUUCGUCUUCCUCGUCGGCGGCGGCGGCCGCGUCCGUGCCGUUUCAGAGCCCGAGGAAGGUGGUGAAGAAGGUGCUGUCCUUGUCCCAGUCCGAGGGCCAGGGCGCCACCGUCCGCCGGAGCAUCGGCGGGCACGAGGUCCGGAACCUGGACCCGUUCCUCCUGCUCGACGAGUUCUCCGUCUCCAAGCCCGGCGGAUUCCCUGACCAUCCUCACCGGGGCUUCGAGACCGUCACCUACAUGCUCGAUGGGGUGUUCACCCACCAGGACUUCUCCGGACACACGGGCACCAUCAGGACCGGAGAUGUGCAGUGGAUGACGGCGGGGCGCGGCAUCGUGCACUCAGAGAUGCCUGCGGCGGACGGAGUGCAGAAGGGCCUGCAGCUCUGGAUCAACCUUGCCUCCAAGGACAAGAUGAUCGAGCCACGGUACCAGGAGCUCGAGAGCAAGGACAUCAGCCAGGCCGAGAAGGACGGCGUGGCGGUGCGGAUCAUCGCCGGGGAGGCCUUCGGGGUGCGGUCGCCAGUCUACACGCGGACGCCGACCAUGUACAUGGACUUCACAAUGCAACCAGGGUCACAGCUUCACCAACCGAUCCUCGAGGGCUGGAACGCUUUCGUGUACAUCAUCGAGGGGGAGGGUGUAUUUGGUAGGGAGGGCGAUGUGCCGGCGAGCGCGCACCAUUGCCUUGUGCUCGGCACUGGCGAUGGGCUCAGUGUGUGGAACCGGUCCGGUGCGCGGCUGCGGUUCAUGCUGGCGGCAGCUCAGCCCUUGAACGAGCUAGUGGUGCAGCAGGGGCCCUUCGUCAUGAACUCUCGUGCCCAGAUCCAGAAGGCCAUGGAGGACUAUUACUACGGCCGCAACGGCUUCGAGAAGGCCAGCCAGUGGAGCUCCACUUGA
This is a messenger RNA of Triticum turgidum subsp. durum (durum wheat), 1113 nucleotides long. The record is from the annotation of a GenBank genome assembly. Lineage: Eukaryota; Viridiplantae; Streptophyta; Magnoliopsida; Poales; Poaceae.